ACAUUCUUCUUUUAGAGGCUGUACCAACAGGCUUUCUCAGUUUCUCUAUACUCUAAAUGCAUCCUCCCUCAUUGCACAGAUCUAGGGUUUGAUUGGUGAAGGCAGUGGGGUGAUUAUUACCGCAAGGGAGGAAAGUAUAUAUAUUUUUUAUUUUAAUUGGGCCUAUGUUUUUGAAAAUUAUUUUUAAACACCAGAGGGCUGAAAACUGUUAUUCUUAAUUCCCAUUUAUUGCGUUAGGAGUUGGCAAGAGAACAAUAGACUGGCACCCAGGCUAGGCGCAUGUGUCCUAAAAUCUUCUCAACCGUGGACUCUGCCCACGGAGUCCGCCGAUGACCUAAACCAAGCGCGCCUUCUUUUGCCCAUGACGUCAGAGUGUGUCCAUCUGGACCAACGAUCUGGACUGGGGCUCGAGCACAAAACUCGCUAAACUCAAAGCUGCUGCCUGAUACAUUUGUCAUCCUUACAUCAGCGACGACAACAACGAAGUGACAGCUUUAUUCUGGUAAUCGUGCUUUCAAAUCAUAUUUACUUGAGGUAGGUUUAUUAAUAUUCGAGUGGUUAAAUGUAUCUUUCUUGUUUCUCUCCUCAGUUUUCUUGAUGAUAUGGAGCGAUGCUUUAGGUACAGUAACGUUACAGCUUGUUAGCUAUUAGUCAGCGCUGAAUCUAGCCAGCUAGGUGCUAGGCUAGCUUGCUUUGUAGAUAGCCAGCGAACGGUAAACAGCAAAGGGAGGCUGCCAUGGGUGCAGCCUUCAACGUAGUGCAUCGCUAGCUUGACCAGACAUGUCGCAAGCUAGUUUGCUACCUGGCAGAAGUGUUAGCGGGGACAGUGGUGGCCUCACAGCCCCUGCUUCUCCCUCCCCUGUGUCCCCCGUCCUCACCCCGACCCCCCCACCGCGGAGAGCCAGAGUGAGGUACCCAGCGAUGGUGGACGUGGGGAAGUGGCCCCUCUUCACCCUGCUGGGGGCUCAGGAGGUCUCCCGCAUCAGGCAGGCCUGUGUCUUCGGAACCUCAGCCAACGAAGCCAUCUACAUCACCCAGGACGAUGAGGUGUUUGUGUUUGGGCUGAACUGCAGUAACUGUCUGGGGACAGGAGACAGUCAGAGCACCAUGGUCCCUAAGAAACUAGACUUCCUCCGAGGCAAGAAGGUGGUCAGUCUCAGCUAUGGCAGUGGACCACACGUCUUACUGGCCACAGAAGGGGGAGAGCUGUUUGCCUGGGGGCACAAUGGAUACAGCCAGCUGGGCAACGGGACCACCAACCAGGGGGUGUCACCCAUCCUGGUUUCAACCAACCUGCAGAACAAGAAAAUAACACACGUGGCCUGUGGGUCCCAUCACUCUCUGGCCCUGACACACGAUGGAGAGGUGUUUGCGUGGGGUUACAACAACUGUGGCCAGGUGGGUUCAGGUGCCACAGCCAACCAGCCAACCCCCCGCAAGGUGACCAACUGCCUGCAGGGUAAAGUGGUGAUGGGCAUCGCCUGUGGACAGACCUCCUCUAUGGCCGUGCUCGACAACGGGGAGGUGUUUGGCUGGGGCUACAAUGGGAAUGGCCAGCUGGGAGUGGGCAACAACGGUAACCAGCUGACCCCCUGUCGCCUGGCAGCCCUCCAGGGUCUCUGUGUACUACAGAUCGCGUCAGGCUACGCCCACUCCCUGGCUCUAACCGACGAGGGCCUGCUGUAUGCCUGGGGGGCUAACACCUACGGACAGCUGGGUACUGGCAACAAGAGCAACCAGCUCAGUCCUGUACAAAUCAUGGCUGAGAAGGAGAGGGGAGAGGGAGAGAGGCCCGCUGUAGGCAGCAAAAGGACAAGGGAAAACACUGAAGAGGCGUGGCACAGAGAGACAGAGAUAGUGGAGAUUGCGGCGUGCCACUCCACACACACAUCUGCCUGUAAGACCCAGAGCGGCCAGGUGUACAUGUGGGGCCAGUGUAGGGGUCAAUCCAUCGUGCUGCCACACCUCACACACUUCUCCUGCACUGACGACGUCUUCGCCUGCUUCGCUACGCCGUCUGUCAUGUGGAGGCUACUCUCCAUGGAGCAUGAUGACUUCCUGACUGUGGCCCAGUCUCUGAGGAAAGAGUUCGACAGCCCUGAGACGGCCGACCUCAAGUUCAGCGUGGACGGGAAAUAUAUCCACGUACACAAGGCCGUGCUCAAGAUCCGGUGUGAACACUUCCGCUCCAUGUUCCAGUCCCACUGGACAGAGGACAUGAAGGAGGUGAUUGAGAUCGACCAGUUCUCCUACCCCGUCUACCGCUCCUUCUUGGAGUUCCUCUACACUGACAACGUAGACCUGCCCCCAGAGGACGCCAUCGGCCUGUUGGACCUGGCCACAUCCUACUGUGAGAACCGUCUGAAACGUCUGUGUCAACACAUCAUCAAGAGAGGCAUCACCGUGGAGAACGCCUUCUCUCUGCUCUCUGCCGCCGUGCGAUACGACGCUGAGGACCUGGAGGAGUUCUGCUUUAAGUUCUGUGUGAACCACCUGACAGAGGUGACCCAGACUGCAGCCUUCUGGCAGAUCGAUGGCAACAUGCUCAAAGAGUUCAUCUGCAGAGCCAGCCGCUGUGGGGCCUUCAAAAACUGACUGACCACUAACCAGCCCCGAAGGAAGGACGAGGAAAGGGCUAGCAUGAACUGGUUUGGCUUGACACUAUUUGGCCAUGGUAGAAAGGACAAAGAAGGAAAUGGUAUGAACAUGGAAACGGCUAGCUUGAACCGGAUCUCUAAAUUGCCAUAUUAUUCAUCCAUUGUGACAAUGUCUGGAGUGGUCAUCUGGUGACUAUGGCUGACCUCGUUACACAGCCAAAGAAGCCAAAGCCAGUCCCUGCCUAUGCACCUAAUAUUCCACGCGGACAGGUGGCACUGUGGGGAGGAAGUUCCUUUACCAGUCAAAACAGUGACAUCAGAGUUCGUUGUCUGUCACUGCAUGUUUACAAACCUGCUAAAUGGCAUCAGACUACUCAGUUAGCGUCAGUUUAAUUGGAGGACCAUAGAUCUAGCUUAAGAUGGACACUGUUACAUUCCUGACAAUGUCUGAUGGCAGGGGAUUGCAGUCAACCCCCCCCGAUUGCCCCCUCCCACCCCGAUUUGCAGAUUAUUAUUAUAUAUUUUUUUGCAUCAAAGUUGUGUACUUUGCUCUACUGUUGAAGGGUUGGAUGUAGCUGGACAGAAAUAUAUUUUACAGGGUUUAUGGUUCAGAGCCGGUGGAUGUUUUGAGGAAAUGACAGUUUCAAUAUGAUUUGUAAUAUGCUGUGUACUGACAAAGUAGAGCAGAGCUUGUCAUUUAUUCAUUCAGGCACGUUAAUUCUCGAGACUUGAGAUGAACAUGAUGAUGCAAUGCAACAAUGAGCAGAAACUUGGUUUUCAACUCUUCAGUUCUUUUACCAGACAGAAAACAAAACAUUUGGACCAUAUACAACUUGUUACUCUGUGUGAACUUUUUUAUUCUUACAAAAAUAGAUAUCUACAUUUUUUUACUAUUAUUGCAUUCCUUUGGUUGAGAUUACCCCUCCACCCCAGCAUUUCCAAUCAAUCUGCUGCUUUGAAUAUUGUUUUAAUGGUUUAACGUUCAUUACUACAUUCUAAUUUACUUUGAAGCGAGUGUUUGUACUGAAAUUUAAAUUCAACGCAUUGUACUCUUAGAUUAUUAUUCUUUUUUUCAAAAAUAACUUGUUGCUUAUGUUUUAUUUUUGCGAUUACAUUUAUUUUAGAAAUAUUUACAAUUAUUUAGGAAACAGUUGAUAUUGGUGCCACAAUUCUCAACAUGUUUAUCGACUUGCAAGCCAUGAGAUGCUUUGAAAUACCACUUUGAAAUAAACAAAACUACAUUAUUGUA
Salvelinus fontinalis (brook trout) is the source of this 3846-nucleotide messenger RNA. Its product is annotated as RCC1 and BTB domain-containing protein 1-like. Gene Ontology annotation, molecular function: protein binding. The transcript is spliced from 13 exons. The coding region runs from base 781 to 2595 and encodes 604 amino acids. The record is from RefSeq and is a predicted model, not a curated record. NCBI's taxonomy places the organism in Eukaryota, Metazoa, Chordata, Actinopteri, Salmoniformes, Salmonidae.